AUGGAUAAUAUUGAUAGGUUGAGUGCCCUUCCAGAUGAUUUUCUCUACGAAAUUCUGUCACUUCUUCCUGCAAAAGAUGCUGUAGCCUUCUUAAUUGUAUCCACCAAAUGGAGAAAACUAUUCACUUCAGUUCCUGAUACUAAUUUCUGCGUAAAUGGACUGAACGAUCCUGAUGAUCCUGAUCCUUGUAGUGUAAGGAGUUUCCGGGACGAGAUACAUGUUGGUUGUCGAAUACUUGCACUUCGAACUGGUGCUCCUUUAAGAAAAUUUCAACUUCAUAUUAAACAGUAUGUGGGAAGGUUUGCGUCUGCAGUUGAAUUGUUUAUAUUGAAGGCACUUGCGUGUAGAGUCCGGGAACUUGACAUUCAUGUGGGAAUGACAGAUAAAAGCCGAUCAAUUCCUCCUGAAGUAUUCACCUGCAAAACACUCGUCACUUUGAAGUUGACAAGGGAUGUGGAUUUGGAUUUGAUUGUACCUAAUGCAAUUUGUUUACCGAAUCUUAAGGUUCUGCACUUGAGAGGGGAAAUGAGAGUGGUAGAUGGAAUCUGUAUUCAACGACUUAUCAAGGGUUGUCCUUCGCUGGAAGAACUGAACUUAGUCUUAUGCCGUAUGGAUGAGAGUGAUGAAGAUCAAGUAAUUGAUUUCUCUAGUCCUUCACUGAAAAGAUUCACACUUGCCAGUUUUAAUUAUGGGGGCCUGUUUGAUUUCGUUUUGGAUUCAAGCCAACUUGAAUAUCUGGAAUUCCACCAUGUUGGGAAGCAUAGGUUCACAUUAGAUGCCCCAAACCUCAGCUAUCUAAAUUACGAAUGCAAUGCUGUUGAGAGGAAGGUUGCCAACUUUCAGAAUUUAACCAUUCUGCAGCUUGGACCUUUUAAUUAUGAUGGUGUUGAUCAUGGGCAUUUGUGGAAAAUGUUACCAAGAUUACUUGAAAGUGCCCCAGACCUUGAAGUACUUAUCCUUGGUGAGGCGUUUGGGAAUGUCUUCACUAGAGAUAGGGAGUUUGAGGUUUUUUUGCCCCUGUGCUUUUCUAGUUUUGAGGUUUUUUUGCCCCUGUGCCUUCCUAGUUGCUGCCUUGAUCGUCUUAGGGAGGUAGAAAUCAGAGAGUUCAACAAUGAGGAAUAUGAAUUCAAGCUAGUCAAGUAUAUUUUGAAGAAUGGAAAAUCUUUGAAGAAGAUGACUAUUGGUGGAGUUAUAAAGGCUAUGAAAUCUUCAGAAAAAUGUUGCAAGAGGAUAUCAUCAUUCAAUAAAAGCUCCCAGGAUUGCCAGAUUGUAUUCAACUAG
Messenger RNA from Coffea arabica (coffee), 1281 nucleotides. NCBI's taxonomy places the organism in Eukaryota, Viridiplantae, Streptophyta, Magnoliopsida, Gentianales, Rubiaceae. The record is from RefSeq and is a predicted model, not a curated record.